Messenger RNA from Dendrobium catenatum, 997 nucleotides. RefSeq names its product protein CHAPERONE-LIKE PROTEIN OF POR1, chloroplastic. Gene Ontology annotation, cellular component: chloroplast membrane. The transcript is spliced from 5 exons. The coding region runs from base 110 to 880 and encodes 256 amino acids. Lineage: Eukaryota; Viridiplantae; Streptophyta; Magnoliopsida; Asparagales; Orchidaceae. The record is from RefSeq and is a predicted model, not a curated record.
CAUCUCCUCUGCCUCACGCUCCACGUUUGGCGAAGAGCGAAGGUCUCCUCUUCUGGAGGCUGCCUGAGGAAAGUGGUGAUUUCGUUUCUGUUCUUUGAAUUAUUCUAGCAUGGAACGUCUUUUCCUUACAAACCCUGCAAAUUUAUCGUCUCCUUCUCUUCUCCGCCCCAAACCGAGCAAGCACAAGGACGCUAGAAGCGCAUGCAGGUUGGGGACAAGAAGCCCUAGGUGCGCUAUGGACGCUGCGCUCGGUGGAAGCUAUAACUAUGAGAAUAUUCUGAAAUUCCCUCGAAUGCAUGUGUGGGAUCCUUAUAAGCGGCUUGGUUUGACUCGGGAUGCCUCUGAAGAAGAAAUUUUAGCAGCACGAAAUUUCCUUUUGGAACAAUAUGCUGGUCAUGAGGGAAGUGUCGAGUCCAUUGAAGGUGCUUUUGAAAAGCUAUUAAUGGCAAGUUUCAGGCUGCGUAAGAAAACAAAAAUCAAUCUUAAAAGCAGGCUGAAGAAGCAAGUUGAGGAAUCACCUCCUUGGGUGCAAAGGUUACUUGCUUAUGUUGAAGUUCCUCCUGUUGACACCAUCCUUAGAAGGCUUUUCCUAUUUGCUUUUAUGGGGGGUUGGAGUAUUUUAAAUUCUGCUGAGACUGGACCUGCUUUCCAAGUUGCAUUGUCAUUAGGAUCUUGCAUCUAUUUUCUGAAUGAUAAAAUGAAUAAUGUUCCAAGAGCUGCUAUAACUGGUUUCGCAGCUCUCGCUAUUGGAUGGAUUGUCGGUUCUACUGUGGUUCCGAUGCUUCCAUCAGUUCUACUGCAGCAAACUUGGAGCCUUGAACUACUCACCUCAUUGGUCUCUUACGUCUUCUUGUUCUCUGCCUGCACUUUCCUAAAGUAAUGAAUCUACUUUUGAUGAGUUAAAUGUAGGAUGACUCUGAAAAUUUUGAUUGAUUUUUGCUAUAACUAAAAAUUAUACAGAAUUGGUUAAUUUUCAUUUACACUUUUUUAUUUUUUA